AGCGCGCAGCAAUCAUGCCUCAUCCGUCGCACGCCUCGCCAGCAUCGGAAAAUAGAACAAGAAAUUCGUCUUUUAUCUAAAAGAAAAUACCGGCUCUUUUAGCUCUCGUGGUUUCGCAAGAUUACCCGCUUCGUGGUUGAAGAAGCUGACAUUUUGUGUCCAUAAUUAGUAUUUUUUCCCCCCCUCUCCAUUCAGUGAGACAAAGAGGGCAACAAGAUACAAGAGGAGUACAGCUGUGGUGUUUCAGGGCUCAUCCUUCAUUUUCGCAGGUCAUUUCUUUAAGUAACCUGCCGACACUCCUGACGCUGAGCAGUUUGGGGAGGUAAACGACAGGAAGACACUUCAGCGGACCUGAACUGAUGCCACUCAGUGUUUUCAUUCCCGGAACAAUGAGCCCGAUAGGAGCCUGAAACAUCUCGUGAAAGCCUCAGGCGUGUAAGGGAACUGGCCCGGCUGUUUGAUCCCCCCCCCACCUCUUACAUCCCUCUGCGUCGCACCAAUACCUCGCCCUCUCCCUGCUGUGGUCAUCCCAUGGAGAGUGCACGCCCACCCAGAUAGGAUGCCUCCCCUGCCCGACGGCCUGCACCCCCUCCUGCCCAUCACCACCUCCUCCUUCUCCUCGCGUCUACCUGCUCUUGCCAACAGUUCCUUGAGGGCCCCCAGGCUCCGCCCUGCCCCGCUCCAACAUGGUGGAUGAGGUCACCACCAUGAAGGAUGACGUCAUUAACGCCAACACGCUGGCAUGGCUGGUAUGCUCGGGAUUGUCCAUCUUGGCCAACACAUGGAGCAUCCUUAGCGUCAGUGCCAAGCAGAAAAAGUGGAAGCCGCUGGAGUUCCUCAUCUGCACGCUGGCCGGGACGCACAUCCUCAACAUGGCCAUCCCCAUCACCAUGUACUGUGUCAUCACGCUGCGACGCCAGCACUCCAACUACGAGUGGAACGAGGGUCUGUGCAAGGUGUUUGUCUCUACCUUCUACACCCUCACAUUGGUCACCUGCUUCUCCGUCACCUCGCUCUCUUAUCACCGCAUGUGGAUGGUACGCUGGCCUGUAAACUACAGGUUGAGUAACACCAAGAAGCAGGCGGUGCACACAGUGAUGGGCAUCUGGAUGGUCUCCUUCAUCCUGUCCACGCUUCCAGCUGUGGGCUGGCACGACACCAUCGACCGCUUCUACACCUCCGACUGCAGAUUCAUCGUGACGGAGAUCGGUCUGGGCUUCGGCGUGUGCUUUCUGCUGCUGAUCGGAGGCAGCGUGGCCAUGGGUGUGAUCUGCAUCGGCAUCGCUCUCUUUCAGACCUUUUCAAUUCAGGCGGGCCACAAGGCUGACAAGAACAAGUUCAACGUCCCCACCAUAGUAGUGGAGGACGCCCAGGGGAAGCGCAGGUCGUCCAUCGAUGGAUCGGAGCCUCUCAAGACGUCCCUGCAGAUCACCUACCUGAUCAGUGGAAUCGUCUUUAUCUACGACUUCCUGACUGGCUUCCCUAUACUGGUGGUGAGCUUUGCCAGUCUGAAGUUUGACCGCUCCUACAACUGGAUGGUGUUGUGUGUGCUGUGGUGCUCCAUCGCCCAAUCCAUCCUGCUGCCCAUGUUCAUCUGGGCUUGUGACCGCUAUCGCGCCGACAUUCGCAUGGUGUGGGAGAAGUGUGUCGCCAUCAUGUCAAACGACGACGUGGAUGAGGAAAACAGCCAAGAUGGAGGAAUUCAUGCCGACUUAAUAUAUGACAGACCAUAUGACUAUAGCUCGCCGCCUGAAAUCGUGACGGUAGACCGUAAUGCCAUGUUUGAGUUCUCAACCUUAGAAAGGGGGGUUCCGCAUGGGUAUCCAUUGAGGGAACAACAGGAAGAUAAAAUGCAGUAUUUGCAGGUGCCCCCUACAAGAAGAUACUCCCACGACGAAACCGACAUGUGGACCAGCGACCGGAUCCCCUCAUACCUUCAUCGAUGGGGCUCCACCGAGGACAUGAUAGUGACUACCCACUACAGCUCCACCUUACCGCGCCGCGAGAUGCGCAGGAGCAGCCUGGUCUCCUACCACGAGGAGAGCCACCACCACCAUCACCCUCAUCGAAAGCGGCGACGCUCUGAGGACAGCAUGCACUCCCUCAAACACCUGCCCCGCGUGGUCUGUGCAGGCGGGGAGCACUAUGAGGACGAACUGCGGUGUUUUAGCCGCGAUGAGGUGAUCAACUUUAUAGAUGAGACUCCGCUGCCGAGCCCCAGAAAGAGCCCGCGGCGCGCAUCCAGCAUUUCACUUAUACCCAAUGUGUAUGACCAGCACACAGUCAUCCUCCCUCGGUUCCUACUCACAGACUUUGAGUGUGAGCCUCAAGCUCUCAGGCGGCUCUCAGAACACAAAAGGAGCAGUAGUCGGGAGAACACGUCCCAGGUUUCCCCCAGAGCAGACAGGCCUGCUGGGAAGAAGAGCCCCGGGGCGUGCGGCUCUGGAAAAGGCUGCAGGGAGCGCACGCGUGACGGGAAACCGCAUUGUGAGGUGGGCUCACCUGGGCGCAUCCAACAGACUGCAGGGUCGUCCAGUAGGCCCAGGACAGGCGGGGGAGCCAGGGCGGCUGCUGGAGCUGACUGGGGGCAUCAAAAGCACCUGAGCAAGGGCGAGAGUAAAGGAAGCACAAACAGUUUUGUAAGCACACCUUCAGCAUCGUCCUCGGGAUACAUCACCUUUCGCUCUGAUUCUGUCGGUUCAGCCAACUGAGCAAAGUUGUUAAUGUCAACAUCAUUACCGAAAUGGUUUCCUCAAUGAAAACCACUGACAUCUUGGUGGUUAUGGGAUAAUGGCAUAUUGAUUUUUUUUAAUUUGUACUUGUGCUAAUAUUCUGAUUUAAUAUAUAUAUAUAUAUACCCCGAAUCAAUAUCUAUUAUUCUAAAUGACCUUAUGGGCUUUGGACAUUACAACUUGAUGGGUAAUGCUAAUCGGGUUAAAGAUUGGGUUUCCUGUUCUUUAGCUCUCACAUCCCAAAAUAUCCACUGAGGACACAUUUUUUUUCAAGCACUGUCACAAAUAAACUUUUAGUAGCGUGAACAUUGCCACACCUUGUUUUUGCUGUUCGAUGUUUCUUAUGAACUGCUCAAUGAUUUAGAGGAGGUCGUUUUUAAGUGCAGUUUUUCCCUGCUUUUUUUGCACUUCAGAACUUGAACUCAAACUGUAUUUAACUUUGCCUGUAAUGGCUGUGUGUUUUGUUGUAUGGACAUAUUUGCCUUUCAAACCAAACUUUCCGGAAUAUUGCCAAUGUACCUUGAGAUUAAUUUCAGGACAUUAUACAUGUUUGUUUUAUUUGAAUCAUGAUGUACCUUUCUAUUACCAUUGUUAUCACAAAACAUGAAAGCUUUUUUCAAGCCCCCUUUGUUGAAGUAAAUUGAGAGUGGUAAUCUCAAACUCUGUAAUGCCUGAUAGUUUUACAGUAACUGUGUGGUAUUGAGAUAUAAAGUGAAGACCCCUGAUUUUUCAUAAAAAGGUGAAGUCAGAUUUGAAAGAAGAUUGACAUGUCGUGUGUAUAUAUGAAGGAUGUUGGAUUUAUGGUUUUGGUGUUUUCUUGUUUUGUUUAAUGAGACCUUUGCUUAGAGCAUUUUCUCCCAAUUCUUAUUAUUCCGAUGUUUGUGUUAACUCUGGAGAUCAAAACAGGUUCUCACGUCUUGCAUAUUUACAUGAAACAUCAGACCAAUAAAGCAGGUGCUUUGUUACGACCUCACCUCUUAUUUGUUUUCAGUAUAAGUUGUUAGAGAGCACCAAACUCAUUUCAUUUUUAAAAGUAGCUUUCCAAGAGGGAACCUCUACAGAUGUGAAUGGUUAAAAAUGUGAUUAACUGCAGCCUUCAAGCUUAUAUGUAGCAUGACUUAAAUGCUGUUGUCGUACCUAUCCAACAUGAACGUUGGCAAAUAUUAGGAACAUAGAUUCGGAAAUAGAACGCAAUUUUAAAGUUUAAAAAAAGGCCAGAAAUAACAUUUAAUAUAGUAUCUUAUUAAGAAUGGUUCUAUUCUGGGAGUUUUCUUUCAGUAAAGUUACUUCUUUUAAAAACCUGAUUUAUCUAAGCCCCAUGAAAUAUGCCUAAUAACAAUACAUCAAAUGGCAUCUGCAAACCUCUAGCAAGGGAUGCUGUAGGAAAAGGUACGUUUAGAUUUGUUCAAAUCAUAGCAACAUAUCAAAAGACAAGGACAAAAGUAGUAUUCAAAAAGACAAGUUAAACUCCCUCUAAUGUCCCCAAAUUCUUACUUAAAAAGGACACUGCAGUGAACUUUAAAUUAGAUGAAAACUUCUCAUGUUAACACAAAAUGACAAUUUGCUGACUAAAGGAAGUGAGAACUUUACUACUUACAAAUGAUAGCAGAAACCAACUUGUAGCUUUCACAUCUAAUGGACGGUAACUGCUAACAUGAAUGUAUUUGGUUUAAGUUUUCAAAUACAUUAUUAGUAUAAGGACAACAUUAAACUGAAAUGACCCUUUUGGUUUUACAAUGAUUUUGCCAUUGCCAUCCAAGUUAUACAUUGGCACGCGUUUGGCAUAUUCAUUUUCACCCAUCUGCAAUCUUUUAAAUGUUUAGUUUUGAUCCUUGUGUAUUAGUGCACCUCAGCCUUUUCAAGCGGAAGGAAUUAUUGUUUUGUGCUUUCUUUGGAAGCAAAACAUUGCAUUUCUCUGUUAAGCUUUACUAUGUCAUAGAUUUUUGCAUUCUGUUGUGUUUACAAUAUUGAAAUAUCAUUUUGUAACAUAUCAAAAUAUUUAUGACUAAAAAAUGAAUGAUGUAAAUGUCAUGAUUUUCUUGUUCAGAUGAUGACUUUAUUAAAAAGAUAUGGCUGAAUAAAUU
Messenger RNA from Trematomus bernacchii (emerald rockcod), 4816 nucleotides. Its product is annotated as probable G-protein coupled receptor 153. The record is from RefSeq and is a predicted model, not a curated record. Lineage: Eukaryota; Metazoa; Chordata; Actinopteri; Perciformes; Nototheniidae. Gene Ontology annotation, biological process: G protein-coupled receptor signaling pathway. The transcript has 6 exons. Gene Ontology annotation, molecular function: G protein-coupled receptor activity. Gene Ontology annotation, cellular component: membrane. The coding region runs from base 687 to 2711 and encodes 674 amino acids.